ACUCAAUCCUCAACAUCCCCAGGCCUUACUUUCAGAAAUAUAACACAUUGAUCAAAAUGGAAAAGGCAAAGGCAGCAGUUGGUAACUUCCUUUCGAAGGACGGAAAGCACGACACUACUGUCCAUGAAACGGUCAACCCUGCAGUUCAGCACGAGAAAAUCACCCCCACUCGACAAGAGAAUGUGACCACUGCCGUCGACCGCGAGGUUCACCAAGACCACUACCACACCUCCGUCCAACCCAUUCAAGACCGCGAGGUCCUCCCAGAACAACAUAGCCACCAAAUGGCCGGCGUGGAGCACCGCAACGUCAAGCACGGUAACGACCAACACGUGAAAGACCGUCUGGCAGCCGAGCAGGCGCAAUUCAAGAACACCCGCGAAGUCGGUUCCACCCAACACUCAGCAGCAACAAAUGCAAGUGUGGCAGGAGAGCACGUGCACCACCACGUGCACGAAAACAUCCAGCCUGUUGUGCAGAAGGAGACUAUCCAACCCUCCGUCGUCCACACAACCGUCCCUAUUCACGAAGUGCACCAGAACGAGGCCAAGCACCACACUGCCACGUCCCUCCCUGCUGUUACUAUGGAUGAGUUCAAGCGACAAGGCGGACACCUCUCUGGUCGCGAGGAGCGCACUGAUGCUUUCGGUGGCGAGCCACGCUCAGUUGGAGGUACUCUCGGCGGCGCAGGUGCCAAGGGAACUACCUCGUUGACUGAGGACGACUCGACCAGAAAUGGACACCACCACAAUGAGCACCUCGGAAGCAUUGGCGCUACAGGUGCCCGCGCAGGAACUGGUGGCAUUUCUUCCAACUCUCACGAUACGGCCGGCAAGAAGCCAAGCCUGAUGGAUAAAUUGAACCCGAAGAAGGAUGCUGACCGUGAUGGGAAGGCUGGCAUCAUGGACUAGAAGAAUCAUUGAACGUUGGAUCUUGUUUACAUACCUGUACAAAAAGACGUAUUGCAUGGCGCCACGGCAGAAUAAACAUGGCCGUAAAGGGUUCCGUC
Molecule: messenger RNA, 1009 nt
Organism: Hyaloscypha bicolor E
Lineage: Eukaryota; Fungi; Ascomycota; Leotiomycetes; Helotiales; Hyaloscyphaceae
Exons: 2
Coding region: 57-911 (284 amino acids)
Source: RefSeq, a predicted model, not a curated record